Molecule: messenger RNA, 980 nt
Organism: Ascoidea rubescens DSM 1968
Lineage: Eukaryota; Fungi; Ascomycota; Saccharomycetes; Ascoideales; Ascoideaceae
Gene: REV7
Product: Rev7p
Exons: 1
Coding region: 9-773 (254 amino acids)
Cellular component (GO): zeta DNA polymerase complex
Source: RefSeq, a predicted model, not a curated record
UCCAGCAAAUGGCAUCGACAACACUCUUUGUUGAUUUGGAACCACAGCUAAAUAAAGAUGGGAGUCUUCCUCUAACCCCCUACAAUCUAUACGUUCUUUUUGGCGACUUUUUGAAAAACUGGCUCAACAUCGUAUGCUUCUAUAAGGGAUUGUACCCCAAACAUUCCUUCAGCUUGAACAAAUACAACUAUAUGGGGCUAGUGGUUCCAGUCAAUCGAAACCCCAAAGUGCUUAAAUGGCAGGACGAUUUUGUUCUCAACUUUAUUAGAAAUCUAAUCAAUGUCAAUUUAACACCCAACGACCCCAAAAACAAAAACAAUUUCCAGCGACUCUCUUUGGUGAUUUUCAAAAACAGAGAAAAAAAGGAAAUAACCGAACGACUCGUUAUUGAUUUGAAUAAUUUUUAUGUCGUUAAUGAUCCGAAGAUCAUAAAGAAAACUUUGUCAAAGGAGUUCAAUUUAACCUGGGAUAUUAUUUAUGAGAAUUUUAGAGCCUAUGUUUUUCAGUUGUUAUCAGUGAUAGACGAUAAGAACAAAAGAGACCCAAAUGCAGAUGAGAGCUCUACUUUUGAAAUAUUUCUAGAAACUACAGGUGAAGCACAUAUCAACAAAAAUGACAAUAAUUGGGUAUUAAACUAUUCAAAAAAUAUUGUAAAUCCCCAAACUAAUACCAUAUAUAACAAAAACAAGAGCAAAAUUGCAAUUGAGCCUCUAUAUCCAGUUAGUGUAGGCCCACUUGUGUUUGAUAGUUUUAUCGAGACGAUUGCAGAUUGAUCAGUUCCAAAAAUCUCCAGUUAUGCUUUUUCCAAUUUCAGCCAAAUCUUUCUGGCUUUCUUUUAUUUCUUUAUAGAUUUCUUUUAAUUUGCUACUUUUAUCUCUCUUAAUAAACUCGUCCACAUCACUUACGCUUCCAUUCAUAUACUUCGCUUUAAAUACAAUUUCAAUAAUAUUAUUCAACUUAAUGCUUAUUUCUUUACCAGA